Molecule: messenger RNA, 1106 nt
Organism: Heterobasidion irregulare TC 32-1
Lineage: Eukaryota; Fungi; Basidiomycota; Agaricomycetes; Russulales; Bondarzewiaceae
Exons: 3
Source: RefSeq, a predicted model, not a curated record
GCGACUGGGCUUCCAAUCGCACACGCUCGACAACCUGCGCGCAGUCUCCAUCGCAACGAUCGCGUCACCCGGCGCGACGCAAGGGCUCAUCCAGAGCCUCUUCUACUCGAACGUCACACACCUCCGGCUCGUCGUCUACAUGGGCGGGACGUGGAUCCCCGAGUUCGGGCCACACGUGAUCGCGGCGAUCGCGUCGCACGUCCCGCGCCUGCAGGAGCUCGUCCUCGACCAGCUCGGGAUGACCAAAGUCUGCGCGCUGCCGGGCAACCUGAACGAGUGGGCGGCGGCGUUCCGCCGCAUGGCGUACCUCCGCAGGCUCAUCUUCCACAGCCUCUUCGUGCUCGACGUGAACGGGCCCUUUGUCGAGCCCGAGGGCGACUACGUGGACGACGCGUACAUGGAAGAGGAUCCAAACGACGACCUCGGCGCUGCGAACGCGUCCGCCAUCUCCGACGGCGAGUACGACUACGACGAGUACGCGCACGACGACGACGACGACGACGACGACGCAGAGUCCACUCCCUCGACCGACUCCGACUCCGACAUGCCCUCCGACGGCGCGAGCGCCCGCGCCUACUCGCCCGACAGCGCGCUGAGGUUCAACCUCAUCAUGCUCGCCGCGUGGGCCGAGACGUUCCUGGACGAGCACCUGCGCCUCUGCGCGCCGUUCGAGGAGCUCUGGUUCAUCGGCGUGCGCGCGGACGGCCCCGCGGCGCAGCCGCGGGAGAUGGCGGUCGGGUACCGUCAGAUCGCGUACGAGGACGUGGAUAGGCGGGGCGUCAGGAGCACGCGGUUCAUGAUCACCCCGGCGGGGGGCGGCUGGACGUGCUGGUGGAACGAUAGGGGGAGGGAGGAUCUCCAGGCGGCGUUUCACCGCUGACGCGUCCAUGCGGCGGUGACACAACGGUUAGUUGACCGGCAUGUGCAGCCCCGCUUCCGCUAAGACAGCUAUCUCCGUUCUCGUUGCAUUCGUUCUCAUGCUCGCGCUCUGCUCUUCCCAUUUCUGCGCUUUGCUUUUCGUUCGCUUUUGGAUACGCUCUUGUACGGCAUUCGGAACUUAGAACUCGAGGAUACGCGGUGACCAAUAAUACACGCUGAGUUACUCU